UGCUUUUUCCUUUGUCUUCAAGUAGAUCUCUCCCUCUAACUCUCUUCAAAAUCCAGGUUGUUGGAAGAUGUAGUUUGGUAUUUUCCCAGUCUACUUUACAUUGCUCAAUGCGUACUCAUCAGAUGAUUUGCCUAAUAUCAUCUGCUCUCUUUUAGGAUGCUAUACUUGAUAAUCAUUUCCAUUUUCACCAUAGUUUCCUUUAGUAAAAGCUCGACUAGAGUUUAGCCUAACCUGUUCAUUGAUCUUUCUCGGCAAUCAGUGCCGGCACGGUUCAUCUCUUACUUCCCAGGGUUGUCAUGAAACAUUGUUUCUCUAUCCAGUCGCCUGUUCCACAUAGUCCAGUAGAUUUAAAUCCUAAAAACAGAAGUUAAAUCCAUCCAAGCAAGAACCAUUAUGCCUUUUGGAUUGGUCUCCGCCUGGAAUAAGCGCCGGAGAAGCAAGUCCCAAGAUCACACAGAUCCCUGGGUUUAUAAACCGGUCGAGUUUUGGCAACUCGAGGAUCAAACUCAAACUCCCCAGUCCACGAAACGGCGCCAUGGAUCUUCUGUUUUCACACUCAAGGAAAUGGAAGAGGCAACUUGCUCCUUUAGUGAUCAAAAUUUUCUUGGAAAAGGAGGAUUUGGCAAAGUUUACAGGGGCACGCUGCGGUCAGGAGAGGUUGUAGCAAUCAAGAAAAUGGAGUUGCCACCGUUUAAAGAAGCUGAAGGAGAACGAGAGUUUCGCGUAGAAGUCGAUAUCUUGAGCAGACUCAAUCACCCAAAUCUGGUUUCCUUGAUAGGAUAUUGUGCUGAUGGGAAGCACAGGUUUCUAGUGUAUGAAUAUUUGCAAAAUGGGAAUCUGCAAGAUCACUUAAAUGGCAUUGGGGAAGCAAAAAUGGAUUGGCCCUCAAGGCUUAAAGUGGCAAUUGGAGCAGCAAGGGGACUAGCUUAUCUCCACUCAAGUUCUGCUGUUGGGAUACCAAUUGUUCACAGAGAUUUUAAAUCCACUAAUGUUCUCCUAAAUGCCAAUUUUGAUGCAAAGAUAUCAGAUUUUGGGCUUGCUAAGUUGAUGCCAGAGGGCCAGGAGACAUAUGUGACGGCUAGGGUUCUUGGCACAUUUGGCUAUUUUGAUCCAGAGUAUACUUCGACCGGGAAGCUCACUCUACAAAGUGAUGUUUAUGCAUUUGGAGUGGUUCUUCUUGAGCUUUUGACAGGACGCAGAGCUGUGGACUUAAGCCAAGGACCAACUGAUCAAAACCUUGUGCUACAGGUUAGGCAUAUAUUGAAUGAUCGGAAGAAAUUACGUAAGGUGAUAGAUCCAGAGUUAAGUCGGAGUUCAUACACAAUGGAAUCCGUAGCCAUGUUUGCAAACCUGGCAUCACGCUGUGUCCGUAUUGAGAGCAGUGAGAGACCCUCCAUGACUGAAUGUGUAAAAGAACUCCAAAUCACACUAUAUACAAAUUCAAAAGCCUUGGGCGUGUCAUUACAUUCAUUCAAAAUGGUCUAGCAGACCCUGAUGAAUUAUCAGCGGAGACAAAUUGCAACACAUCAGCAAUAAAAGAAUUCUUUUCCUUCAA
This is a messenger RNA of Jatropha curcas, 1555 nucleotides long. RefSeq names its product Protein kinase superfamily protein. Gene Ontology annotation, molecular function: protein kinase activity; ATP binding. The record is from RefSeq and is a predicted model, not a curated record. Gene Ontology annotation, biological process: protein phosphorylation. Lineage: Eukaryota; Viridiplantae; Streptophyta; Magnoliopsida; Malpighiales; Euphorbiaceae.